AUGAAUCGUCAAACUUUUAACAUUUUUUUAAUUGUUCUUGCAAUUUCACUUGCAUUAACUAUUACUGUUGAUGCUAGUUCUAAAAAAUGUGUUAAGAAGCCUACAAAACCUAAAUGCAUAUCGAUAUGUUGUCUAUCACUUGGUAGUCCAGGAUGGACUAACAAGGUACAUGACACCAGUUCAUACACACCAAAUAUUAAUGCCACCACUGCUCAAGAUUGUUGUGAUUCAUGUGUUGAUGAUCCAGAAUGCCUUGAAUGGAUUUUUGGCACUGAAUCUGGGUGUAAUCGUAUUUACAACUCGAAUCCUCUCGAAGAUGUUUGUUUAAGUAUCAUGACAGUUCCAAGCGGCAUAUUAGAUCCAGAUAGUCAAGGUGGUGUUAUCCGUUGUAGUAACAGCAAUGAAUGUACUUAA
Acaulospora morrowiae is the source of this 414-nucleotide messenger RNA. NCBI's taxonomy places the organism in Eukaryota, Fungi, Glomeromycota, Glomeromycetes, Diversisporales, Acaulosporaceae. The record is from the annotation of a GenBank genome assembly.